GUAAUCCUGAGGUCGCCAUAAUAGCGUAUGGAUUGUUCAUCCGAAAUUGAUUAACGGACUUGUGUUUUCGAGAAUCCAAAAAGGAAAAUAAUUACUUUGCGUUUUUUUUUUUUUUGGUCUCUAUUGUCCCCUGACUGGUCACAUCUGUAGUGCAAUUUGAAAAGGUCUCUUUGCAUUAAAACAAAGACAGAGAAAGCAAGAAAGCAUCUUAAGUCAAAGGAUCGAUACUGAGUGUGAGGAGCAGCAGCGAGGUCAUCUGACCACUCGUGCGACCUCAGACAACCCCAAGCCGGGUCCCGGAGCUUUCUGCCCGUCUGCUGGGGGGGGAAUCGGAAUUGCAGUGAGGGAAAUCUCAAAAGAUACAAACCAGGAAGUCAACAGAGAGACAUUCCAGAUGGCAUCAGAGUUCAGCACUGAGUAAAGCCAAACAUGGAGAUCCGGGCAGCCCUGUUCCUUUGGCUCCUUCUAAGUAGCUCUGCAGCGACUAAAUUAGUGCGGCUGAGCACCAGCGAUUUGGUAGCGGAGCCCUGCCACAGUAACGUGACGCUACGCUGCAACGUCUCCCGGGAGGCGGGCCUCAACGUGAGCAGCCUCUCCUGGAUCCGCAAGCGCGAUAAUAAGAUUCUGUGCGAUAAUAAGACGGGGCUGAAGAGCCACGACGGCCACAGGAUUCGGUGUAGCUACACGCCCCCGGCGCAGCUGGCACUCACCUUCACACACCUGUGGCCCACAGACCGGGGCGAUUACAUCUGCAAGCUACGGUCCAACCGGGGCAUAAAGAACAACACAUCCAAGGUGGACGUUGAAGAAUGUUACGGGAAGGUCUACACGGACUACUCGCCCUCGAAAGUAGGCUGCCAUUUCCACGGGGUCUACCCCCGGGGCGAGGUGCACUGGUUUCACCGUGGGAAAAAUGUCACCUCCGAUUCGACGGCGGCCGACCCCGGCGACCCCAACCCCAAGGGGAUGUACAACGUGUCCAGCACCCUUCGGACCGAAGGUGACCCAAACGAGUACAACUGCUCUUUGUGGAUCCCGGGCGCAAAGACCUAUCUGGCCAGCGCGCUGGUACAUGGGUCAGAGAGAGGCACGAGGCUUUUGGGCACGGGGCAGGCUGUCUCCCUGCACAUAGUUGGAUUGGGCUGGCUCCUGAUCCUGGCCGGAGUCCUUAUCAUGUGAUGCAUACGACCAUAGAGCAAAUGCUGUCACAACGUCACCUGUUGGUAAUGUUGCGACUUACUCAAAUUACGACCAAAGUGCAACGUUGUCAGUAGUGUGUUUGUAGGGCACAUCUCGGCACCAGGUCCUUAUUGUUAUAUUUCCUGGCUGUUAUGUAUGAGUACAAUGAGUCCCAAGUUCAAAUAUUAAUGAUGCAGGAAGUGUGAUUGCUGGAUAAAGAAAGGGGUGUCGUCAAUGGACUUUGUCACCGGUAAGGUCCAGUCUUGGCAAUGUACGUAUGCAUGAGUGACAGCGCCGGGAAGCUACAUAAAUGUUGUUUCGAAAUGCUCAAGUAGUGCUCAAGUUGCCACUACAUAUAUUGUUCAGUGUGUUAUUUCCUUUCUAUAUGCAUAUGCCCUUCUUGUACAAAUGCUUAUAGUCAAUAGAAAAUUGAUUAACUACCCUUCAAUGUAAGAAGCUGGUUUAUGCUUGGACUUGAUCUGUAUGACCAUUAAACAUAAAAGAAUUUAUAAAUUA
Messenger RNA from Anguilla rostrata (American eel), 1695 nucleotides. RefSeq lists its product as uncharacterized. The coding region runs from base 430 to 1179 and encodes 249 amino acids. Lineage: Eukaryota; Metazoa; Chordata; Actinopteri; Anguilliformes; Anguillidae. The transcript has 6 exons. The record is from RefSeq and is a predicted model, not a curated record.